Messenger RNA from Ananas comosus (pineapple), 1949 nucleotides. RefSeq lists its product as uncharacterized. Gene Ontology annotation, biological process: DNA repair; base-excision repair, AP site formation. Lineage: Eukaryota; Viridiplantae; Streptophyta; Magnoliopsida; Poales; Bromeliaceae. The transcript has 4 exons. Gene Ontology annotation, molecular function: 8-oxo-7,8-dihydroguanine DNA N-glycosylase activity. The record is from RefSeq and is a predicted model, not a curated record. Gene Ontology annotation, cellular component: nucleus. Bases 152 to 1534 code for a protein of 460 amino acids.
CAUAAAACUUCACCUUGAAUUAAUAUAUAUUAAUCUAAUUUGGUCCCUUCCUCGCCGGAGCCAAGCGUGAGUUUCGCCAGAAAAAAUCUUGCAAAAAAAGGGAGAGGGAGAAAAUGGGCGGAGAAGUUGUCGGCGGCGGCGGCGGGCAGCGAUGCGUGGUUUUGGAGCUGCCGGCGAAGGAGGAGGAGGAGUCGGCGACGGCUGCCGGCAGCAGCAGCUUCGACCUGGAGAGGGCGGUGUGCAGCCACGGGCUGUUCAUGAUGGCCCCCAACCGCUGGGACCCACUCUCCAAAACCCUCACCCGCCCUCUCCGCCUCUCCUCCUCCUCCUCCUCCUCCUCCUCUCCCCACCUCUCCCUCCCCGUCCGCAUCUCCCCACCCUUCCCGCCCCCUCCUCCUCCUCUCCGUCCUCGCCCCCGACCACCCCCUCUCCCCCCAAGACCUGCUCUCAAUCUCGGUGCCCUAACCCUAACCCUAACCCUAACCCUAACCCUAACUCCGAGUCCAUAUAUUCUCUCUCUGAUCUCUCCGCUGGAGUUGGAAAUGCUGAUCGUGGGUCGGAUUUGCAGGGCCAGGUGCGGCGGAUGCUCCGGAUAUCGGGCGAGAACGAGCGGGUGAUCAGGGAGUUCCACGACCUCCACGAGGGGGCUCGGGCGAGCGGCUUCGGCCGGGUUUUCCGGUCUCCGACACUCUUCGAGGACAUGGUCAAGUGCAUCCUCCUCUGCAAUUGCCAGUGGCCAAGAUCAUUGUCAAUGGCUAGAGCACUUUGCGAGCUUCAACUGGAACUUAAUGGCUCUAAACCUAUGGAGCUUUUUCAACCAAAAACCCCUCAACCAAAAGAAGUCAAAAGAAAGCGUGGAACGGAACAUGAUGCGGCAAUGAAAUUAGAAACCAAGCUUGCAGAAAAUGAAGUGGAGUUGGUGAAUGACGUCGACCCGAAGCCCUUGAGCGUCUAUUCAUUUGCAAAUUCCGAACUCCCAAUUAACAGUGCAAGUGAUGCUUCCAUCACCAUUGAUCAGAUUGGAGAUUUUCCGAGUCCGGAAGAACUUGCCCAUCUCGAUGCAGAUUACUUGGCAAAACGCUGUAAACUUGGAUAUCGUGCGCAGCGUAUUAUAUCUCUUGCCAAAAGUAUAGUGGAGGGGAAGUUAGAGAUUAAGAAGCUCGAAGAUUUAUGCAAAGGGUAUACGCUAUCCUCGUAUGACAAAUUGGAUGAGGAGCUCUCACGUCUCUCGGGCUUUGGUCCUUUCACGCGCGCCAACGUCCUCAUGUGCAUGGGGUUCUACCACAAAAUUCCAGCUGAUUCUGAAACAAUUAGGCAUUUAAAACAGUUUCAUCGGAGAAGUUGCGCUGUACAAUCUGUUCAGAAGGACAUUGACGCAAUCUACGGGAAGUAUGCCCCGUACCAGUUCUUGGCAUACUGGUCUGAGUUGUGGGAAUACUACGAGAAACAGUUUGGAAAGACGAGCGAUAUGCCGCCAUCACAUUACCAACUAAUUACUGCAAGCAAUAUGAGGAGGAAGGCUUCUGAAAAGUAAUGUUUGAGCAAUUGUGGUAACAAUAUGGUCAUCAAGUGGGGAAUUCCUUUUAUUUAGGGAAAAAAUUUGUAUCCAUAUUGUAUUGUGUGAGUUAGUAUAACAUCUUCUUCAGCCAACUUGUAAUCGAUGAAUGGUAAUUAUUUUCGCGGAAAUGCUAUGCCAGUGAAGAUGAAAGGAGAAAAGAGACAAAAAAAUGAGAUGUAGUGAAGAUGAAAGGAGAAAAGAGACAAAAAAAAUGAGAUGUUUAGAGGCUAAUAUUCAGUGUGUUAUGGCACUUGCCCAAUACUGCUAUUCAGUGUGUUAUGGCACUUGCCCGAGUCUCGACCAUCUUUCAAAGUCAUUGAAUUUGAUCAUUUAAAGUUAGCAAGGUGCAUUUGAAAAAUGUUGCAUCCAGUUUUUCUUUCUUGAUUGAUAA